GGCUGCGUGGCAACGGGGGCUGGCAGCGGGGGCCACCCGCUCGCCGCCUUGCUUGGGCGAGCCUGGGUUUCUUCUCUACCCCCUUUCCUCGCUGGAUGCUGCGUUGGCAACACCUUCAUUGCCCACCCCACCCCAUCCUCAGGACCUCGGAGCUACCCAGGGUUGAGUGGUGGUGGCGGUUGGUGGGGUGGGGGACAACAUUUGGGUCGCCCCACAAGGAGAAGAAACGCGGAGAUGGUGCCGCUGGUGCGGAGCUCCGGGGGCUCCCACCAGUGGCUGACGAUUGUGGUCCUCGGUCUGUGCUGGUUUUUAAGCCCUGGGAGAUUGGCUGCUCCUGGUGGAGAUUUCCCUGGAGCCACCGUGGACAAUCUGGUGGUCAGGAAAGGGGACACGGCAGUGCUUAGGUGUUACUUGGAGGAUGGAGCUUCCAAAGGUGCCUGGCUGAACAGGUCGAGCAUUAUCUUUGCUGGAAGCGACAAGUGGUCAGUGGAUCCCCGCGUGUCCAUCGCAACAGCCAACAGGAGAGAAUACAGCCUGCAGAUCCAGGACGUGGACGUGACAGAUGAUGGACCCUACACUUGCUCUGUGCAAACCUCACACACCCCUCGAACCAUGCAGGUGCACCUAACAGUGCAAGUUUCUCCGAAGAUAUUCCGCAUCUCGAGUGACCUCGUUGUGAACGAAGGGAGCAAUGUCACGCUGGUGUGCCUGGCCACGGGGAAGCCAGAGCCCUCCAUUUCCUGGAGACACAUCUCCCCAUCUGCCAAACCCUUUGAGAGUGGCCAGUACCUGGACAUCUAUGGAAUCACGAGAGACCAGGCUGGGGAGUAUGAAUGCAGUGCAGAAAAUGAUGUGUCAGUCCCAGAUGUGAAAAAAGUCAAAGUCACAGUCAACUUUGCCCCCACAAUUCAGGAACUUAAAUCCAGCGGUGUGAUGCUUGGAGGGAACGGCCUGAUACGGUGUGAAGGUGCAGGAGUUCCUGCCCCGCUCUUUGAGUGGUACAAAGGAGAGAGGAAACUGAUCAAUGGCCAACAAGGAAUUACAAUUAAAAAUUAUAGUACAAGAUCCCUGCUUACUGUUACCAAUGUGACAGAGGAGCACUUUGGCAACUAUACUUGUGUCGCUGCCAACAAGCUAGGGACGACCAAUGCCAGCCUGCCUCUCAACCCUCCCAGCACAGCCCAGUAUGGCAUCACUGGCGACGCCGAAAUCCUCUUCUCCUGCUGGUACCUGGUGUUGACGCUGUCCUCCCUCAGCAGCAUAUUCUACCUGAAGAACAUCAUUCUGCACUAAGUGUACAGACCCAUAAAAACAAAACAAACAAAAAAAAACCAAACAAAAAAAUCAAAAAACAAAGGCUUUUAAAGGAUUCUCUGCAAGUGCUGCUGCCUGGCUCCAAUCUGGUAGAGUGUGUUCAAAGCAGCCUGGGAUAUCAUCACCCGCGGUGCCAUGGGGAUGGUCACCUUCUGUAGAAUUGCUCAUCCUGUAAAUACCUUCAUUCUACUCCUGGGUUGUUUGGGGGUUUUUGGCUUCUUUCUUUCCUUCCUUCCUUUUUUCCUUCUUUUCUUCU
Messenger RNA from Pogoniulus pusillus (Red-fronted tinkerbird), 1570 nucleotides. It is a transcript of the gene NEGR1, whose product is annotated as neuronal growth regulator 1. The transcript is spliced from 7 exons. Bases 235 to 1293 code for a protein of 352 amino acids. Lineage: Eukaryota; Metazoa; Chordata; Aves; Piciformes; Lybiidae. The record is from RefSeq and is a predicted model, not a curated record.